Rubroshorea leprosula is the source of this 1045-nucleotide messenger RNA. NCBI's taxonomy places the organism in Eukaryota, Viridiplantae, Streptophyta, Magnoliopsida, Malvales, Dipterocarpaceae. The record is from the annotation of a GenBank genome assembly.
GACCCCUGGAUUUUUGGCUUUCGCGUCGCAAUUAUUCCCGGAAAUGAAAUAUGAACUCCAUUAUUCGAUUUCUGGAAGAAUUGCAGCUUCACAAUUGGGAGAUAAAAAAUGGGUCACAUCGCAUUCGUACUCCUCUUCUACCACCACUAAGCAAAGGACCAAAUACGUUCGGGUCAAAGUCUACACCGUCCAAGCCGCCGCCUAAGCCACUGCCACAGCCACCGACUCCGUUUUGGGGCUCGCCCAAUCUCAUGAUUAUUUUUAGUGAUUUGGCUCGUGUGACUGCUUUCCAUCUUAAAGAAAAUGAUCUUGUAUGCAUAGAUGGUCAAGAGACUUCAGAUCCACCUCCUCUUGAUGCAACUCAUAGUAGCCAGUGUCUAGAGACUAGGAUUGAAUCCUUAGACCUGUGGUUCAUAGUACAAGUAACUCUACCACCAAAUUACAUGGCUGAUGGUGUUGUCUUUUGAAGCUUGUCUUACAUGGUUCUAUUCUUAAAGAUGGCCUAUAAUUUGUGUAGGAAGAGAUGUUAGAUAUAAGUUUUUCUUUAGAACAAAUCUCUUUGCCUCUCAGUGUCUUUUUGUUCAUUGUUAGUUUAUAUAAACUGAUCUUUUUGACUUAUAAUGUUGGAUUAGUCUUAUAUCCAGAUUUGGUAAUGAUAGGUUUUAGUGAGUAGUGUCAAUUUUGUUGAGGAUUCUUUGGGAAGUAAGAAAAGCUCUGAAUCCCAGCAACCAGGAGGGAGCUUUAAUAAUUCUGGUUAACUCUCUUCUGGGUUUUUUUAUUAAUGUUUUAAGUAUGUCGUAUGUUAAGGAUUCUUACUUUUACUUUUUUUUGUGGUAUAUCUGAUUAUGGGCUAUACAAGAUUAUGGGCUAUACAAAAAGGGAUAGCCUCCCCUAUUCCUAAAUACCUUCUCACUCGACUCAAGGAUUGAACUUAAGAUUUCUAACUUGGAGUCUCAAGUUUUUAACCAUUGAGUCAUCUCAUUGAGGCCAUUCUUACUUUUACUUGUCCAUUUAGAAACUUAACAAAUAAAAGGCUAAAAUUUUG